Messenger RNA from Schizophyllum commune H4-8, 879 nucleotides. RefSeq lists its product as uncharacterized. The record is from RefSeq and is a predicted model, not a curated record. The transcript is spliced from 5 exons. Lineage: Eukaryota; Fungi; Basidiomycota; Agaricomycetes; Agaricales; Schizophyllaceae. The coding region runs from base 1 to 879 and encodes 292 amino acids.
AUGUCCAGCCCUCCUAUCAAAGAAAUCGUUCGCGGCAUCCGCUUUGAUCUGGACAACGCGCCCGCCGUGCUCCAAGACUUCGACGACAAUCGCUUGCCCGACAUUUGUGUCGCAGACGGAUACAAGGGUUCUCGCGAGGACUACGCAAAGAUGCUUAUAUCUAUCGGUACAGGGUACCUUGUCGAAGCUCUGAGCAACCAUGUCAUCGAGCUGCAGCUCAAGUACAGGAUCCAAUUCGAUAUCUUGCGCCUGCAACGCCGGAUCCUCACCUACGACUGCCUUGCCGCCAUCUCCUACUACUGGCUUUCCGACUACACUGUUGAGCUGCCCGGCGUCUACAAAUGGCAGAAGCGCAUGGUGUUCAGGCUGAUUGCAUUCUUCCAUAACCUGCGCGUGACCUCGCCGCAAGACUUCAACGACGCCUUCGACGCCGUGUUCGGCCUGUUGAUUGAUCAGCUCGCUGGGCGUGACGAUUAUAAGGACUUCGGAAUUGGGGUCGAUGCUGACCAGAUAUGGCUUUCUGAGCUUGAGUAUCGUAAGCGUAAGCGCCCUGAGACGGUGCGCAACGAGCAAGAGCAAUCCCAAGAGCCUGCGGAAUUUUGCCCGAAGAAAGUUAAGCCCGAUUCCAACACGGCAAGCGCGAGUCGGACAACCGAGGACGAUGAGGAUGCGCGAGCUUUCCUUGAGGAGCAAGAACUUAUCGAGCAACGCUUGGUCAAGAAUCUCACUCUCGAGACCGUCAGGAAGCCGCCUAUGAAUGUCCGAAAGCAGCGCCGCGAGUGGGAUUCUGCCAAUUCCUUGACCGUCACGUUGGCGCUGGCCAGAGCACAAGCUUCCCCGGCGCUCAUGGAGAGCGAGUUUGCCGACAAGACCUGGUAA